Messenger RNA from Venturia canescens, 1356 nucleotides. RefSeq names its product cuticle protein 12.5-like. Bases 111 to 563 code for a protein of 150 amino acids. The record is from RefSeq and is a predicted model, not a curated record. NCBI's taxonomy places the organism in Eukaryota, Metazoa, Arthropoda, Insecta, Hymenoptera, Ichneumonidae. The transcript has 2 exons.
CACCAUCGACAACGACCAGACUAUAUAAACCUCAGGGUUGCACCUCCUGGACGCAGAUAUCAGUCGAAGGUUCUCCAGAACGCACAAGACAACACCCAUCUAAUCCAAUCAUGUUGAAGCUGGUGGUGCUCUCAGUCCUCGUUGCAGUUGCAGCUGCAAAACCAUCCGAAAUUUUGGCAUCGAUUGUGGGGGAGAAGACGAUCGAAUCUCACGGGAAUUCGGUGGUUCACGCGAGUGCGCCUCUCGUUGCUGCACCCGCGGCACCGAUCAUCUCAUCCCCACUGAUCGCUGAAGCUCCGAUCGCCUACGCAGCUCCGGCGGCUGUCGUCCACGAGAAAACCAUCGAAUCCCAUGGAAAUUCGGUCGUUCACGCGUCCGCGCCGCUCGUAGCUGCCGCGCCGCUCGCUCACGCUGCACCAUUGUUGUACUCGUCUUACGCUGCACCCGGUGCGCCACUCGUCGCUGAAAAAACUGUUUCGAGUUAUGGACACAGCGUUUUCCAUCACGGCGGCCCAGCGAUCGCCCAUGCCGCGUACGUCGCACCGGCUUACGCGUAUUUGUAAGAAAUCGCAACCUCAUAAUUGCUCGAGGCCUCGCAGUCUGAUCUCGAAAAUCUCACCAAAAAAUCCAUCGAUUUGUCGAGUUACUCGGUAAUUCAUGAAUUCGUCAAUAGUGGAUCAAUUUCUCAUCGGAACAAUUCAAAUUCUCUUUGAAUUUGUUCCUUCAUGAAUACAUCUAUUGACUCGAAAAUCAACCAGUCAAUCGAUGCAUUCGUGGACCGAAUCGUCGGUGAGUUAUCGAUCAAUCCAUUGCUCGAUGGGUCUAUUAAUUAAUUCAGGAAUGCGACUCAAUUCGGUGAAUUCGGUGAAACAGUGAGUUUUCGAAAUCAGGCUAGUUUGUGAUCGAAUGCCCGUAAGUUUUUUGACCUCGCCGCGGGGCGGAUGGGAGCCUCAGGUCAGCCUGAAAAAACCGGAGCAGGAAAGCAUUUUCACCAAUUUUUCGAGGAGUGGCCGGCGGGGCGCUAGCGAACAAUGAGAACUCGAGAGUUUCGUCUUCAAAAGCGUAUGACAACGCGUAGUUUGGCAGAGCAUCAAAUUCUCAGCCAUUUUUCCGUUUCAUAACGCGACAUCACCACGCUUCACAUUUUUCUACGGUGCACUCGUGCAGUCUUCCAUGCGUGAAGAGGCUCGAGAAUUGAUCGUCGAUUUUUCCCAUUUUAUUUUCGUCCUGUGUCUGUCGGAGGCUGACUGUAUCUACUUAGAUUUAUGAAAAACAACAGCACGUUCUUGUCAACGCAUUUUCAUGUUUUCGGAAUCGUUAUUUUUGAAAAUAAAAACCCACUCAUGUCAUCAAAAA